Molecule: messenger RNA, 2073 nt
Organism: Anoplopoma fimbria (sablefish)
Lineage: Eukaryota; Metazoa; Chordata; Actinopteri; Perciformes; Anoplopomatidae
Gene: aven
Product: apoptosis, caspase activation inhibitor
Exons: 6
Coding region: 56-1057 (333 amino acids)
Biological process (GO): negative regulation of G2/M transition of mitotic cell cycle
Source: RefSeq, a predicted model, not a curated record
UUCGCUUCAACUUCUAGGUGUCACAUGUUAAACAUUCCGGCCGCAAUUGACAGCAAUGGACGCUAGACCUAACGCUAGCGGAGGCAGAGGAGGCAGUUGGAGAAGAGGCGGCCGAGGUGGAAACAACAGCGACAGUGUCAGUGGUGAACACCGGGGCAGAGGCAGAGGAGGCCAAUACCGCGGCCGGGGGAAAAGAGACCACUACCGCGGGCGUGGACGCGGGGGAAGCGCCCACUCAGCGGAGUUCAGACACCGGGAUCAAGAUGAGGGGGACAACUUUCAGGAGGAAGGCGACAGAGUGGAGGUUUUCUCCAGGAGGAAACUGGAGUCAAACUGGGACCGUUAUGAGGCCUCAGAGACGCCGAAGCCUGAUGAUGACUCGCCCACUCAGAGAGGAACAGACUACCACGUCCUGCUGGAGUCUGCAGGCGAUUCCUUCACUCAAUUCCGGUUUUCAGAAGAAAAGGACUGGGAGAUGGACUCAUCUGCAGCCAGUCAGUUGUCUGCAGUGUUUGUGGACCUCCCAGCGCUCGCCCAGAUCCUUCAACAAGUGCCUCUCCAUCAGAGGCUCAACCUGGAGGCUGAGCUGCUUCAGGUCUCUACACCAUUAGAACUGCCCUCCCUGAUCCUCACUACUAAGCAGGAGAUGCCCAAAGCAGCCACAUUUACUCCUACGUCUGCAACUUUAGAAAUCGCCAGCACUGACCAGAAAGUCCCCGUGGCUACAAACCCAGCGUCAAACUCGGACUCACCGUUUCCCUCGAGUGCUGCAGAGCCUCCGGUGGAUGAUGGUGGUGAUGAGGAGCUGGACCAGCUGCUCAGUUUACAGAAACCAGUCUGGGAUGUUUCAGGAAGUCAAUCCGUCAGUGUCGCAGAUGAGGAGAGUGCGGUUCCAAAGAAAGCGCUCGAGCAAGUGAAGGAGAUGGAGCCUGUGUUGACAGAGGAGAAAAUGGAUGAGGCAAAAGACAAAGAUGUUACACCUCCCAAAUCUGCUUCCGUCAAGCAGGAAAUGACAGAGGAAGACCUGGAGGACUGGCUCGACAGCAUGAUCUCCUGACCAUCAACAACCAAGGAAAGGACUUGAUUAAAGACAGGAGAUGUAUAAGGAAACUGGACUUAACCCUUCUCGUAUUUUAAUUUAGCCUUCAGAUGACCACCAUAUUUUUCCUGGGCUGAAUGAGAAAGAAAAGUGAUAAUGUGUGCAAAUGUUCCUGCUGCACUUCAUGUUUCAGAGACAGAAUUCUUUGUUCCUUGUGUAAGUUGCACAUCGCAAGAUUGUCGCAGUCAGAGGAAUCUCAGCUGCAUAAAAGGACAGACAGAUAGUGAAAUGUUGCUUUAUUGCGUCAAUUGCUUUAUUCAUUUCCUCCCCCUCAUCAAAAUAAAUGCAGUUUACCAAAGCUACUACAUACAUACAAAUAGCCAUACAAUAGCAGUGAACUAUUUUGUCGCGAAUAAAUCCUUGAACUAGGUGGGUUUUUUUUUUCAUUUCCCUCUGUUUAGGGGUUCUUUCACUCUGACAGAGGUGCAGGUUGGCAUGACAAAGCUUAAAAACAACCAAACUAAACUACAUUUACAUAACUAUAAUCUAGAUUUUAUAUGACAAAUAAUUUCUCUUUUUAUAAUUUAAAAGCCGCAAAACUAUGUUGAGCUAAAUCUGCUUGUAACUAAUCCAGGCAAGAGCACUGCUUGUGUCAGGAGGGACAGAAUGAUUCAUUUUUUGCAUAGUUUCUCAUAAGGCACGCUGGCACUUGAUAACACCUAAAGUCAGUCGUCUCUGGUCCUGGAAGAACCAUUUUCUGUAACUCCUCAUUUCAUCUGACAAAUUUUUAAAAGGCAGAUCAGGUUUUACUCAUGUCGGAUAAUGUUUACUGGAUCAAUACAGAUCAUACUAGAAGCACACAUCCAUUCAGUUUGUUUGAUAAAACAUGACACAAACGUAACAUCCUGGUGUUAACCUAGAAAUUGUGCAUAUUCAGACAUUCAGUUGUCAUGCUGUAACCCUUCUCGUGUAUCAAAUGUCUACACACACAACAAAUUGUGCAACAGGUUGGGGUUAAGCAAGUGAAAAGGCAA